Molecule: messenger RNA, 1365 nt
Organism: Penaeus indicus
Lineage: Eukaryota; Metazoa; Arthropoda; Malacostraca; Decapoda; Penaeidae
Exons: 2
Coding region: 49-1287 (412 amino acids)
Source: RefSeq, a predicted model, not a curated record
CUGAGGCGCAUUUCUAAGCAGUUAUUGUGGUGUAGUCCCAAAGUCAAGAUGCACGCACGAAACCUCCCUUUGGCGCUCCUGCUUGCAUGUUGGGCCGUUACGUCCUGCGAAGCCUCUCUGUCCAUUGGUGGCUUAGUAGGUGGCUUGGCGGUUCUGAAGGGCGCGGCGCUGGUCGGUUACGCGGUGGAGCGUCACCAGCGUUACAACAGGGGACACUACCACGGCCGUUCUCACUAUCACGGAGGCUAUAACGGGAGAAGACACUAUCGCUACGGCCGUUCCGUCGAUCCCGACACCGAAGAUGCUGAUGAAGGCCAAAACUUGCUCCUGUCCACCGUGGGACAGCUCGACCCUGACGGAUGCAUCCUCAAGAUGCUAUGCCACCUCCAGACGAGGAGUCACUCCAGCCUCACGCCAGAGGAGAACAUCCUCGUCGACAUGUUUUCCAACAACACCGAGACUAUGUCCUCCUACAACGCCGCCUUCGUCUACGCCACGGACGUCGGCACCAAGACCCGCGACCCGUCCGUCUGCAAUGGCCUCUUCCCCAAAUGUUCCCUCAAGGAAGAGCAGCUGAGCGGCCUCCUUCGGAGAGUCUGGGGCUGCGCCUCAGACCUCUUCCGAGAUGUUGAGCUCGAGGAGGACUUCAGUGCCACUCCGCGCGCUGAACAACGCGUAGCCGAGGAACAGCCUGUCGAUGAGGAGCCUCGAGAAGAACAACCCUUGGACGAAGAGCAACCCAUAGUUGACUAUGUCGAUGACGAAGAAUUACCCACUGAUGAUGGCCUACCAAAGAUUGAUAAAAUGUUCCUUGAUAAUGGAAUGCCCCAACAUGUUGAAAUGUUGCCCCUAGUUGAGAUGCCCCAAAUUGCUGAAAUGGUGCUUGAUAACGGAAUGCCCCUAGUUCAGUUGCCCCGAACUGUUGAAAUGUUGCCCCUAGUUGAGAUGCCUAGAAUUGCUGAAAUGGUGCUUGAUAAUGGAAUGCCCCUAGUUGAGAUGCCCCAAAUUCCUGAAAUGGUGCUUGAUAAUGGAAUGCCCCUAGUUGAGAUGCCCCAAAUUCCUGAAAUGGUGCUUGAUAAUGGAAUGCCCCUAGUUGAGAUGCCCCAAAUUCCUGAAAUGGUGCUUAAUAAUGGAUUGUCCCUAGUUGAGAUGCCCCAUAUUCCUGAAAUGGUGCUUAAUAAUGGAAUGUCCCUAGUUGAGAUGCCCCGAAUUGCUGAAAUGGUGCUUGAUAAUGGAAUGCCCCUAAUUGAUAUGCCCCAAAAUGAUGAAAUGGCCAUAGAAGAAUAGCGCCUAAUUAUGGAAUAAUCAAUAUACAGUAUUGAGAUCGGUAGCUAUGUAUUAGGAAAAUAUAUUCAGCGAAAUAAA